UUCAAAAAACUAUCUCGCUUUCUCACUUGACAAAUUAAUCCAUUUCUUAAAGCAAUGGCUUCCUCCGAAGAACUAUUUGGUUUGAAUUACCUGUUGCUGAAACCACAAGAGGCGAGUGCUGUGGAUCUUGGACGCCUCUUGUUCUCUUCCAACUUGAACAAUAGAGGAUUCAUUGAGUGCCCUCGUGAGAUUGAGGCAAGAGAAUUUCGACAAAGAUGGCUCCUCUUCAUAUCCAUUGUGGCGCAGAAGGUUCUCGUUGCCUCAAGAAACUCCUUGAAGAACGUUGGGGACACGUUGGAGUUGUGGCUCAAUCUUUUAUCAAGCAAUGGAGGCUUAAUAAGGCUCUUGUUCAAAUUUCUAACAGGAAAGAUGAAAACACCGGAAAGAUCAUCGGCAGCAUUCUUAUCCGUGGUGGGCAUCACUGACACACGAGUUGACUUAGACAAAACAAUUAAGGAGAAUGAUGCCAAGUACAAAGGGUUCCUCUCAAUGAUGGCUUCAAAAUUAGCGUAUGAGAAUGAAGAAUUCGUUAGUAACGCAGUGCAAAAUCAUUGGGAUAUGGAGUUUUUGGGGUCACACAGCUUCUGGAACGAUUACCAAGAACUCUGGUCCACACGAGCAAUCAUAGUGCAAGACAGCAAGUCCGAAGCCAACUUGAUUGUGGUUGCAUUCAGGGGCACGGAGCCAUUUGAUGCGGACCAAUGGAGAACAGACGUGGACAUCUCCUGGUAUGAGUUGCCCAAUGUGGGUAGGAUUCAUGCUGGGUUCAUGAAAGCUUUAGGUCUUCAGAAGAACAGUGGAUGGCCCAAAGAGAUAGAUCAAAGCAGCACUAGUGGUGAGCCUCAUCAUUUUUAUGCCUACUAUACAAUCAGAGAGAAGCUGAGAGCCAUGUUGGAGGCAGAAGAGGAUGCAAAAUUCAUAUUGACAGGGCACAGCUUGGGAGGAGCCUUGGCAAUUCUGUUUGCUGCAGUGCUCACAAUGCAUGAGGAGGAAGGGCUGUUGGAAAAGUUAGAAGGGGUUUAUACCUUUGGGCAGCCACGAGUUGGGGACAAUAAGUUUGGGGAGUUCAUGAAGGACAAGUUGAGAAAGUAUGAUGUGAGGUAUAUGAGGUAUGUUUACUGCAAUGAUGUGGUGCCUAGGGUCCCUUAUGAUGACCAAACCCUUUUCUUUAAGCACUUUGGUUCUUGCCUCUACUUCAACAGCUUGUACCAUGGGCAGGUUCUAGAAGAGGAGCCAAACAAGAAUUAUUUCUCUUUGUUCUGGGUCAUACCCAAGAUCCUAAACGCAGUUUGGGAGCUAAUUAGAGGAUUUCUUAUCCCAUUCAUAGAAGGUAGAGACUAUAUACAGAAUUGGUUCAUGACGAUUUUCAGGCUUGUUGGAUUGAUAAUUCCAGGACUACCAGCUCAUCUUCCUACAGAUUACGUCAAUGUUACCAGAUUGGGAUCCUUAAACAAGUCUCUGGAGCUUCAAAACUCACAAGAUUCCAAGGCUGACUGAUGUCAACGCUUAACCAAAAACUAAUUAAUAAUAAUUACACACAAUAACAAUUCUUGUGCUCUUUUCCUUUUUUUUCCUUUCUGAUAUUAGAAUGUUCAUCGAACAAUUACUUUAAA
Messenger RNA from Glycine soja, 1613 nucleotides. Its product is annotated as lipase-like. The record is from RefSeq and is a predicted model, not a curated record. Lineage: Eukaryota; Viridiplantae; Streptophyta; Magnoliopsida; Fabales; Fabaceae. Gene Ontology annotation, biological process: lipid metabolic process. Bases 55 to 1497 code for a protein of 480 amino acids. Gene Ontology annotation, molecular function: triacylglycerol lipase activity. The transcript is spliced from 5 exons.